GCUUUUGCAAAGGAAAUACAAAAAAGAAUUGUGAUGCAUGACUCCUAGAAUUAGACCAGCAGAGUCUACUAUACACGCAUAUUUGACUUUAUUAUUCGAUUCAAUCUUUGAAAGGCAGAUUUGUAUCUAAUAUAUUCACAACCCAUAUCAACCUUUUCUUCUCCCCACCCAACUUUUGAUCUCUGUUACAAUGGCUGCAAGAAAAGCUGUAUUCAUACUGCUUCUAACUCUAUGUUUUGUAAUCUUAAUAAUAAGCUCCACUGAAUCCGUUGUGCCACAACAAGAAGUGGAAUCUCUUGAAAACAUUCUUGCUGCGAUGAACGCAACAAGUUGGAGAUUUGAUGGUGACGAUUGCGAUCUCGACACCAUUUCUGAAGUGCCAAAGCUAUCUCAAGAAGCUAAUGCUAGCAUCGGAUGUGAUUGCAACAUUGGCAACGAUACGGAUUGUCAUGUCGUAAGGAUCACGUUCAAGUUUUAUAGUCUUGAUGGGGUACUGUCACCCGAACUAGCAAAGCUUCCUUACCUCCGAUCGUUAGAUCUUGCUUAUAACUACUUAAGUGGCACAAUACCACCUGAAUGGGGUCUAACGCGAUUACAAGACAUCUCUGUUCUUGGCAAUCGUUUAACGGGCGAAAUCCCACCGGAACUAGGCAAUAUCACCACCCUCACAAAACUAGACCUUGAAGCAAACCAGCUUUCAGGAACUGUUCCAUCUGACUUGGGGAGAUUAAUCAAUUUGAACUCUUUGAUCUUGUCUUCAAACCGGUUGACCGGGAGGCUGCCAACAACCCUUGGUCAGCUUGGCAAUCUAACAAAUUUUAGGAUAAACGAUAACAACUUCAUUGGGCCGAUACCUGAUUUUAUACAAAACUGGAGACUACUUAAUAGAUUAGAAAUUGUGGCGAGUGGACUCACGGGGCCUAUUCCUUCAAGCAUAUCUCUUCUCGAGAAUCUAGGUGAUUUGAGAAUUAGCGACAUAACCGGACCGGCGCAAGGAUUUCCUCAGCUUAACAAUGCUAGUGGAUUAAUAAGAUUGAUCUUGAGAAACUGCAAUAUUUCUGGAGAGAUACCCGAUUAUAUAUGGCGAGUGAGACAGCUUGAAUUGUUGGAUGUGAGUUUUAAUAGGUUAGUAGGAAGAAUAUCUAAUAACAUCCUGGGGAGGAGUUUGCGAUUAGUGUUUUUAACCGGUAACAUGCUAAGUGGAGACAUACCGGAUACCCUUUUAGUAAAUGGAGCUAGUAUUGACCUUUCCUACAACAACUUAACAUGGCAAGCGCCUGAUCAAGCCGCAUGCCAACAAAACACGAACUUUUAUGUUAACCUGUUUAGAAGCUCUUCGACUGGAAACCCGAUACAGGACGUGCUUCCGUGCACGGAGAAUGUCAUGUGUCCUAGAUAUGCAUGUUCGUUACAUGUAAACUGUGGCGGGGAUGAUUUAACUGUUAGAGAAAAUAAUGGGCGGUCUGUUCUUUAUGAAGGAGAUGCGAACGUCGAUGGUGGUGCCGCCAGGUGGUAUGUAGUAGCAGCCAGGAACUGGGGACUUAGUAGCACCGGUGAUUUCAUGGAUGACAAUAUUUACCAAAACACGCGAUAUAUAGAAUCUUUACAGGGGAAUACCAUCUUACCUCCGCUUUAUACAACCGCUCGCCUUUCACCACUUACACUCACUUACUUCAGCUAUUGUUUAGAAAACGGUGAUUACGCUGUUAAUCUGCAUUUUGCAGAGUUACAGUUUACUAAUGACAGCACGUAUAGAAGUCUUGGCAGGCGGAUAUUUGAUAUCUAUAUUCAGGGGCGAAUGGUUAGAAAGGAUUUUAAUAUUGAAGAAGAGGCUGGUGGGUUUGGAAGGCCUGCCGUUGUUCCGUUUAAUGCUAGUGUGACCGAUAAUAUCUUGGAGAUCCGGUUUUAUUGGGCUGGUAAAGGGACGACCCGUUUUCCUAAAAGAGGAGUUUACGGGCCUCUUGUAUCGGCUAUUGAUGUUGAUCCGUAUUUUAAAACUUGUUCGAACGGUGGAAAAAACACGAGUAAAGGUGUUUAUAUAGGUGUCGGGCUUGGUGUUCCGUUUCUUGUUUUGUUGAUUUUGGCCCUUUUGUGGUGGAAAUGUUUAAAAGGGAGAAAAAAGACCGAUAAAGAUUUUGAAGGAUUGGAGCUGAAAACACUUUCGUUUUCGUUAAAACAACUAAAGACCGCUACAAACAACUUCAAUGCUUCAAACAAAGUAGGGGAAGGAGGUUUUGGGCCUGUUUACAAGGGUACUGUGACUGAUGGCACGGUGGUUGCGGUGAAGCAGCUUUCGACACAUUCAAAGCAGGGAAACCGUGAGUUCUUGAACGAGAUUGGUGUGAUUUCGUGCUUACAACACCCGAAUCUUGUUAAACUCCAUGGAUGUUGCAUUGAAGGAGAUCAAUUGUUGCUUGUUUAUGAGUACUUGGAAAAUAAUAGCCUUGCAAAUGCUUUGUUUGAUUCAAGUAAAAGUGGAUUAAUGCUGGAUUGGCCAACGAGGUUUAGGAUAUGCAUCGGGAUUGCUCGAGGUUUAGCUUUUCUUCACGAAGAAUCAAGGAUCAAAAUCGUACACCGGGACAUCAAAGCCACAAAUGUGCUACUUGAUAAAGAUCUGAACCCUAAAAUUUCAGAUUUUGGAUUGGCAAGGCUAAAUGAGGACGAGAAGACUCACGUUAGCACACGAGUUGCUGGAACAAUCGGAUACAUGGCACCCGAGUAUGCCUUGUGGGGUUACUUGAGCGACAAGGCAGAUGUUUACAGCUAUGGAGUGGUGCUGUUGGAAAUCGUUAGCGGCAAAAGCAACACAAGUUAUAUCCCAACUAACGACUGCAUUUGCCUUCUAGAUUGGGCUUGUCGAUUGGAAACAAGUAAACAAUACAAAGAGCUUUUUGACGAGAGAUUGGAGUCGACAAUCAACAACGAAGAAGCCGAAACUGUCGUGAAAGUAGCGCUUCUGUGCACAAACGGUUCUCCAUCGAUGAGGCCAACGAUGUCGGAGGUUGUAAACAUGCUCGAUGGGAAAACUUGUGUACCCGAAAUAGUUCCUCAACCAAGUGGUUACUCUGAAGAUCUGAGAUUCAAAGCCAUGAGAGACUUUCGACGUGAGAUGAAAGGUCAAGGAAGUUACAACGGCGGUCAAACUCAAAUCUCCCACACGAUUCGAACUGAUACUAACUAUAGUUUGACAUCAUCUUCGGAUGUGUUUGAGAUCCAGUCAGUUGAUACUAGAUCGUACUGAAAUUCAGGUUCGAUCUUUCGUUUUUGUUUGAACAUAUGUAAGUAUAAAAACAGUGUUACAAAACAUAGUUCCAUACAUGAUUAAAACGUUAUAAUAUAUAACAAUAAACAUAAUCUUAAUUUGUUA
Helianthus annuus (common sunflower) is the source of this 3367-nucleotide messenger RNA. Its product is annotated as probable LRR receptor-like serine/threonine-protein kinase RFK1. The transcript has 23 exons. Gene Ontology annotation, molecular function: protein binding; ATP binding; protein kinase activity. Bases 191 to 3241 code for a protein of 1016 amino acids. Gene Ontology annotation, biological process: protein phosphorylation. The record is from RefSeq and is a predicted model, not a curated record. NCBI's taxonomy places the organism in Eukaryota, Viridiplantae, Streptophyta, Magnoliopsida, Asterales, Asteraceae.